AGCCGCGCGGUAUCCGGAGCCAUCCGUGACUCCCGGACGGCGGCGGGGCGCGUGGCCUUAGGGAGGACGGGGAGACCGGCUGCCUGGCUGUGGGGAGCGGAAGCUGCGGGGCGGGGACGUUGCUCAUCAAGGCGAAGAGGUAGGCCCGGCCCCGCGAGCCCCCAGCUCUGAUCUCCACUCUCGUCCUCCAGUUGCAGACAUGGCCAAGUCCAAGAACCACACCACGCACAACCAGUCCCGAAAAUGGCACAGAAAUGGCAUCAAGAAACCCCGAUCACAACGAUAUGAAUCUCUUAAGGGGGUGGACCCCAAGUUCCUGAGGAACAUGCGUUUUGCCAAGAAGCACAACAAGAGGGGCCUGAAGAAGAUGCAGGCCAACAACGCCAAGGCCGUAACUGCACGUGCUGAGGCUAUCAAGACUCUUGUAAAGCCCAAGGAGGUCAAGCCCAGGAUCCCAACGGGCGGCAGCCGCAAGCUCAGUCGACUUGCCUACAUUGCUCACCCCAGGCUCGGGAAACGUGCUCGUGCCCGCAUCGCCAAGGGUCUCAGGCUCUGCCGGCCAAAGUCCCAGGCCAAGGCUCAAACCAAGGCGAAGGCUGCAGGUGCAGCUGCAGCUCCGGCUGUGGCUCCAGCUCUGGCUCCGGCUCCAGCUCCAGCUCCCGCUCCCAAAGGUGCCCAGGCCCCCACAAAGGCUCCAGAGUAGAGACCUUUGUCUGCCAAUGUGAGGACAGAAGGACUGGUGUGACCCCUGGGCUGCUGUCUGCAUGGGGCUGGUGUCCUCCUGUGCUAUUUGUACAAAUAAACCUGAGGCAGGAUCUUUCAGUCA
Orcinus orca (killer whale) is the source of this 826-nucleotide messenger RNA. It is a transcript of the gene RPL29, whose product is annotated as ribosomal protein L29. Gene Ontology annotation, molecular function: structural constituent of ribosome. The transcript has 4 exons. The record is from RefSeq and is a predicted model, not a curated record. Gene Ontology annotation, biological process: cytoplasmic translation. Bases 200 to 703 code for a protein of 167 amino acids. Gene Ontology annotation, cellular component: ribosome; cytosolic large ribosomal subunit. Lineage: Eukaryota; Metazoa; Chordata; Mammalia; Artiodactyla; Delphinidae.